This is a messenger RNA of Schistosoma intercalatum, 1309 nucleotides long. The record is from the annotation of a GenBank genome assembly. Lineage: Eukaryota; Metazoa; Platyhelminthes; Trematoda; Strigeidida; Schistosomatidae.
GGUCGCUUGAAAGAGAUGGCGGGCGAUUUUGAGUGGAUUUGACUUUUCACUCUGCCACUGAUCUUCGUCGCAUGUAUAGAUUCAGUUUUCCUCUACUUCUGCGAAAAUACGGCAGUGGGACCAAGCAGUCAGUUUCUUCUAAUAGAUUAAAGGUAUUAAGAUCGAAGCUAGCCCUAGGAACAUGCAGUAUACUGUGUGGAUAUGUUGGGUUUUUAUUGCUUACGGAUAGUGAAGACACACCAGAAUACUAUCCUCGUCAUAUAACUGCUUCACUUUUUCGACACGUCCCACUGAACAGUCUGUCUAAAUUUUGGGGUCGGUUGGCUGAAUGUCAUAUCCCAGUGUUCUUAAGACCUAUAAUCUACCAUUCCUACUCACAUCUGUUCCAUUGUGAUCUAAGCGAAGUUGAAAACCCUGACUUAAAAAGCUAUACGUGUCUAUCAGAUUUUUUUGUUCGAAAGAUUGCUACCAACAAACGACCUAUUAAUUAUUCAGCAUCAUUGGUUAGUCCCGUUGAUGGUGAAGUACUCCAUUGUGGUCCGAUUAAUUCAAAAAAUGCUGUUUUAGAACAAAUUAAAGGAGUUCGCUAUUCAUUAAAUGAAUUUCUUGGUCCAGUGGGAAGCAUAGAAAGUUUAAAUGGAAAGAAAUCUGACUGUACCCUUUAUCAAUGUGUUAUUUAUUUAGCUCCAGGAGAUUACCAUCGAUUUCAUAGUCCUGUUGAAUGGAGUCCUACAGUAAGACGGCAUUUUCCAGGCAGAUUACUUUCAGUACGUCCGAAUAUUGCUGGACGUCUACCAGGUCUAUAUACUAUCAACGAACGUGUAGUUUAUUUAGGAGAAUGGGAUCAUGGAUUAAUGUCAUUCGCAGCAGUUGGCGCAUUCGGUGUUGGUAACAUACAUGUAAAUAUCGAUCCAACAUUGAUUACAAAUAAGAAAGAAGAUAAUGCAUUACGUUUUCGUUCUUCAACUACAUCAAUAAUGAUUAAUCAAGAAUAUAAACCACCAUACUUAGAAGCAAUAUUUAAUGGUGAAAUCAAACUAAAGAAAGGUGAUGAAUUAGGCUGUUUUCGUCUAGGAUCUACAGUUGUUCUGGUUUUUGAAGCACCUACAAAUAAAUUGAAAUGGUGUGUAAAGCCUGGUCAACGAGUUAAACUUGGUGAACCAAUUAUAAUGGAUUGCUAGAUUUUUCUUUAGUGUAUUUAACACCAUAAGUGUUAUCAUUCUUUGUACAUUAAUCUGUGACAUAUGAUGUUUAGGUAAAUGAAUAAUUUCAUUGUGAUAAUAUGUAAAUAAGAACAAUUAUAUCUUAA